AUGGAAGAAGGAAGUAAGGGCUCAGCUUCUGUUGAGCUUCCACAGGAUAUCAUGGUUGAUAUAAUCUCAAGAUUACCUGUGAAGAGUCUCCUACGAUUUAAGUGUGUCUGCAAAAUUUGGAAUUCCCUGAUAUCUAAACCUAAUUUCGUCCUCUCCGCUUCCAGUAGAGAACGUGUAGUUGUUAUGUGCUCACCUUUUACUCGGUCAGUCUCUGCUGGCUUGGCGAUGGCAACAUUUUAUUCAGUUGAUGAUAAACUUGCAAUCACGAAGGUCCCUAGUCCGCUUGGCGAUUUUCUAGUUACCUAUUCCAAUUUUGCGUGUGUUGGUAGUUACAAUGGGAUGGUACUCUUUUAUGCUAACAAGAGCUUUCGGAUGUGGAACCCAUCGACGGGUAGGUGCAGUUUGUUUGGUCAACUCAAUGGUUUGACAAAUAGAUUCAGAGAAUCUCACCGCAUCAUAUCUGGACUUUGUUUUGACAAAACCUCUGAUGAUUACAAAGUACUGCUGGUGACUACACGACGCCCUCUAGGUGUUGGAGCGUCUGAUACCAUUGUUCAUGUUGCCAGUUUAAAGAAGUGGAGAAUACAGAAGGAUUUGCUCAUAUAUUUUGAUGAAGAGAUAGACCAGUUUAAGGAAUUGCCAAUGCCUGAAGAUGAUAAUGGAGGUUUGGCUUAUUAUUUUGGACUUGCCAUUUUGGAUGGAUGCCUUUGCUUGUCUAGAGUAGCAAAGAGGUAUGAGGACUUCAAUCGAGAUAAUGAUGAUAAUGAUGUUUUUGUAAUGGCAGAAUAUGGUGUGAAGCACUCCUGGACUAAAAGGUUCACCAUAAAAGGACUUCUAGUGCCCCUCCGUUUGAGAACUCCUGAUAAUCUUGUUUUGGUUUCAAGGAGGGGCCAUUUAUAUACAUAUAACUUGGAGAGUAAGGACUUUACGAGUAUUAAAGUCACACUCAACCCUCUUCAAGAAAGGAGUUACCACAUAAGACACAAGGCCACCGGAGAAAGUAAACGAUACAACUUGAGAGACAAUCUUCACCCAAGAAUUAACUCUGGACCUGCUGUUUUGGACAUCUGCGCCGGUCCUAUUAUGUUUACAGAAAGUUUGGCAUCAGUUGAUUGCAUGAAGUGUCCCAAGAGGUGA
Molecule: messenger RNA, 1137 nt
Organism: Oldenlandia corymbosa var. corymbosa
Lineage: Eukaryota; Viridiplantae; Streptophyta; Magnoliopsida; Gentianales; Rubiaceae
Source: the annotation of a GenBank genome assembly